CGCAUUUGAAUCCUCGUCGCCCUCGGUCGGAAAAUUCUUUGGAAAAGCGCCUCAAAAUUCGGUCAGCUCGAAAGGAGGCACAGGAACAACAAAUGUGGCAAAUGUCCUUAUGAGGCGCCCGCCCAGAGUUCUCGCAAUAGUACCACGCGUGUGUGUGUUUGUGUGACAGUUCACGCUAUUUGCUAGCUUCUUGGCUAAAAAAAAUUAUAUAAUUUUUUUUUUAAUAAACCAAACCCAAGGAAAUGCAAAUUUUAUUCAACCGAAAUAACAGUCUUUCCGCAAGCUGGCGAACACCCAUUUAGUGUGCCACCCGUCGCCGCCGCCGCCGCCGCCGCCCCCCCCACGGAACAUCCACUCUCCGACCUGCUUAUUUUUCCAGAGAAAACUUUUGGGCUCUGUCUGCAGCUACUACCAUCUAGUACAGUCGCUUCUGGAACAUUUUAAUUCGCUUAAAAGUGCAUUAAGGUCUAGGCAGACACUCACACACAGGCCUUACGUGUUGAGACGAGACACAAAAGUUGGAAUUAGUUUUCUGAAUUGGCCCAGACCGCUGCACUUGUGGCUGGGGUUUGAAAUUCCAGAGAUGAGUCCAAAACUUUGAGGCUAGCCGUAACCAUUUUCUGCAUUUGCACGAACGAGUCGAGUUCCAUCCAAGAGGCAGACACACCUGAGAGCCGAACGUGGCAGGGCAGCUGAAGUGAGGCCGAGGCGGAGGCUGGGAGAGUGCUCUGCGGAUGCAUUUCAUUUGGAAGGGGCCCCGACAAAGACAAUACGGAGGGUUUAAGGAGUGCCUUGGCCCGUUUACGCAACAGAACGGGCCCCUCAGUUCCACAACAACCCACACCGCCAACCUCUCCCCUGCCUACCUCCAACUCCAGAUACACCAAUCCCUACCAGCAUCCAGCCGCCAAUUCCUUGUCAUCGCCCACAUCUGCUGCCGUCUUGCCGCAUUCUAACGCGGUCAUAUCAUUAAAGCCAACGGAAGCGGCAUCGGCAUCGGCAACGGCCACUGGUCGGGGAAGGGGACGAGAGAGGGCCGGUGCUGGUGCUGAAACUGAAACCGCUGGAAGCGCAGGGGCUAGAACAGGGGCUGCUCGCAUCACAGGAGGAGCCAGGACAGGAGCUGCUGAUGCAGACGGGAACCGCAUCAAUGGCCUCGUCCAGAACCCUGACCGCUAUGUGCCCGGCUCCCCCAUUUUUCGCGACAGCAGUCCAGCGCGCCCCGCCACCUCAGCCUCAGGGGCGCCUAUAACAGCUGCGCCUGCCCCGACCACGUCCAGGAGCCGCACCAAAGCCAUGACGGCGGCCGUAACGAAUGCAGCACAGGACAGAGGAACCAACAGCAAUUCUAACGCCAUUAAAUCCAGGCCGCCCGCCUGCUACAUGAGCACCCGAUCGGCUGCCAUGAUGGCCCUGACUCUGGGCCAGACAUCGGUGGGCAGCUCCAACGUGAAAUCCUCGUCCGCCCAACAAACUUCCACUCCCGUUCUGCCCCAGGCCGUGUCCAGUCCGAGCUCAUCGCCGCGUCCCACCAACAGGAACGUCCCGAAUGUGGCUUCACCCACCAGCAGCGCGUCCAGGUCGAAGCCAUCCACCCCAACGGCAACGCGGGCAGCAGUGGCCGCAGCUCUGAACGGCGGUGGAAUCUUCUCCGGCGGCAGCAACUCCAGCGGGUCGGACAACGAUGGCUUCAGUACUUCCGGCUCGUCGACGGCCACGGCUCUGCGGCGGCUAUACUUUAAGAGCGGUCGCAGCAUCAAGAACAAGAUAAAUGCCUCGACAUCCUCGUCGUCAGCGACGCCACUGAACGGUCUGCCCCUGAAUCCCGUGUCCAGUGCCUACCACAAUUCCGUGAGUGGAUGCGGUCCGGCGAUGCAUAGCGUGGGCGUGGGAGGUGGAGGUGGAGUGCCCAAGCUGGUGGUGAUGGGCACAUCGUCGGCCUCUAUUCCGGACACCAACAUCAAUACGUCCACGGACUCGGCCAGCACUCUCAUCACGAACGUAACCCACACGGACACCUCGGAGACGUGCGAUUCCCUGGACUUGGGCGACAACUCUGGUCCCAGCGAGCCGCUAUUCAGUUCACUGGAGGAGCCCCUGCUCACCGCCAUUCAAAUCGAUUCCGAGCACGAGACGGGCGGCUGUGGUUCUGCUAAUGGACGCAGAGGCGUCGGCACUGAGCUGGAACUAACGAGCUGCUCGCGCUAUCCGCCGAGGCCCGACAUGAAUCUGCAGGACAGCACAGAGAGCCAAGAAUCCUGUUUAUCCAUCCUGACUGGCGACCAAUCGUCCACCACUCCACUGCUUUCGUCACAGCGGCGCCAAGCGGCGGGUGGCCACUCACCCGGCAGCCGGAGGGAGGAGCGACAGCCCAGCACUGCGCCUCCGCCGACACGGGCCCGGGACCACUUCACCUUCGAUCCCCCGCUGUCGCCCAAGUCGGCGCGCAGCAGCGAGAAGGCCCGCAGUCACUUCCCAUUCAAGGACGAGCCACGGGCACAGGCGCAGGCACAAGCACAAGCACAGCAGACGCGGCGCGGCUACAACUCGCACAGCGCGGGAUCCACCAACGGAGCAGCGGGAAAAGGAGUUGGAGCCGGAACGGAGGGAGGAAUUGGACCCGGAGGUGGUGGGGGUCGCACUGUGGCGGCUAGCGAGGGCGAUGAGGAGGAUGACGAGCGGAGCGGGGCAAGCGCCGCCAAUCGCAACAAGAAGCUUCGGCCCAGGGAGCGCGACCCAAAUGCUAACGACAGCUCUCGAACAUACAUAUCCCCCGGAGUUUCGCCAUCGAACAGCCGGCGGAGCAGCCCCAAGCGGGAGAAGAAACGUACCACACCCUCCGCCUCCACGGGCGCCAUCGCCAAGGUCAGCUCGGCGCCGCCCACGACGAAGGAUGGGCACUUUUUCAGCGCAUCCGGCAAGCAACAGCACCAGAACCAGCGGCAGACCCCGCAGCAGCUGUCGCCCUCGUCCUCGAUGAGUGCCCAGCAGAGGAAGUACUCCUCGAGCUCCUCCAGCGGGAGCAGCGAGCGCUGUCUGCGCGAGCUGGCGGCGGCGCCUGGCACCAUGUUUCCCUUCGACCGGGAGGCCCUGGACCACGAGAGAAUCCAGAGGGAGUGCUUUGCCCGCAGCUCGUCGACGGCCAGCGCCAGCAGCGACUCGGACGAGGCGGAGAACCGUUCGGUGUACGAGCGGAAGCUGGGGGCAGACAUUUUCCAGCAGUACUCGCGGCUCACCCAACAAGAGCAGCUGCAGCAGCAGCAACAGCAACGGGAGUGGGAGAGGGACCGACCACCGUCCCGGAAGAACUCGAAGCGUAUCCGGCCGGACUCGGUGAUCCACACGACCAUCCGGGAGAACCAGCAGUAUGUGCCGCAGUCGGACGCCUUCUACCCCCAGGCCAAAUCCUCCUCCUCGCCCAGCGACCACUCCUACGCGGAGCUGAACAAGUUCGACGACAUAGCCAACAAGUUUGAGCAGAUCCCGCCCAAGCACGGCUCCAGCUCCACCCUCAACCUGCACAUGCCCAGUCCGGGCAGCGAUUCCGGCCAGCAGGCCCUCAGUCCAACGACGGACGCCACCCGAAAGCGCUCCUUAAAGAGCAAGUCGAAGAACAGACCCAAGGAGGAUUACGGUUUCCAGUUGGAGGAGCGUGGCGCCGGACCCAUCAAUGUGACCGCCAAUCCCAUGGAGGCGGCUGCUAUCUGCAAGCAGCCACGCGCCACCAUCGUUGUCCAACAACCAUCUCUGAGCCUGGACAGCACCGUGGAGACGCUGCUGAUCAAGAACGAAGGCGAUUUCAUCAGCGUGGAGCAGGGCAAGGAGCUGAAUGCCCGCAAACGCAACUCCCAGCAACUGGCCCAUGCCCCCACCCACAGUCAUCAUCAUCACAGCCAUCACCAGCAGCAGGAGCAGCAGCAUCAGCAGCAUCAACAGCAUCAACAGCAGAAGCAGCAGCAGCACCACCAUCAUCCGCAGCAGCACAAGCGGGACGAGAACAUGAGGCAGCUGCUGGAUGUGACCAAUACGCUCACCAUUGAGGAGCUGCGCGACUUUGAAAUGCGCUACGGCUCGCCCCAUCACAGCCGCUCCCAGUCGGUGAAGAUGCCAGGUAGUCGUGCCUCCGGCAGGCCCAAUCAGCUAUGUCUCCCCCAACAGAGAUCCAGAGUGGCUUCCAUGCCCAACACUGGUGUCGAGGAGGAGUACUACCGCCUGCGCCACUUCUCCAUCACGGGCAAGGGUGUGGUGAACCGCGGCGACUCGCUCAAAAGCCGCCGCAGCCGCUCCAACAACAGUGUGGCAAGCUCGAAUUCCAGCACAGAGCACUUGACCGCCCAGCAGCAGCAGCUACAGCUACAGCUGCAGCAGCAGCAACAGCAACAGAUACAGCAGCUGCCUGCCCCCACCUCCAGCUCUGCCAGAACAUCGCUGGCAUCCAGCCGGGAGAGCAGCACCUCCAAUCCGGGCAACGGGCCAUACAGGGUACUAAUGCUGGGGGGUCCGGCCGUGGGCAAGAGUUCGCUGGUCUCGCAGUUCAUGACGUCGGAGUAUCUGCACGCCUACGACACGAGCAUCGAUCUAGGCAACUGUGAUAUACGCAUUCAUAUUGAUAAAGCCGCCGACGAUGAUGAGUCUGGCGAGAAGGCCGUAUCAGUAUUACUCAGUGGCGAGGAAUCGGAAUUGAUAUUCAUCGACCAUGGAUACACCGAAAUGACUCCGGAUGAGUGCUUGACCAACUAUGAUCCUCAUGGCUACUGCGUCAUAUACUCGGCUGCAGACCGUAGCAGCUUCACCGUGGCGGAGCAGGUGCUCCAGGUGCUCUGGACCAAUCAGAACAUUGCCCAGAAAGCAGUCAUAUUGGUGUCGAACAAAUCGGACCUGGCCAGGAGUCGACUGGUUACAUCUGAAGAGGGAAAGGCCAUGGCCACAGCCUACGAUUGUAAAUUCAUCGAGACUUCGGUGGGCAUCAAUCACAACGUGGACGAGCUGCUGGUGGGACUGCUCUCGCAGAUACGCCUCAAGCUGGAGAACCCCGAGAAGUCCAGAGAUCUGUUCCGGAAGCGUUCGAUUAGAAAGUCGAAGCGUCGCGCCUGCUCACCGCUGAACGCUGGCUGCCUGAAUGCCAACAGCCCGCUGGGACCGCUGGGCGGGCCUCUGGGCGAGGCCCCCGGCACGCCACCAGGAAGCUCCCAAAGCAGUCCCCGUAAAUAUCGCGGCUCCCGAACCUCCACCAGCCUGAAGGUCAAAGGACUGUUGGGACGUGUCUGGACCAGGGAUUCCAAGUCCAAGAGCUGCGAGAAUCUGCAUGUGCUCUAAGCAAUUGGAGGAUGCCCCUCCAUUGCAUAAUGUGCUUUUUUUUCCAGAAAGAACCAAAGAACGCAACACUAAACCGAAUCCCGAGGAUUUCCUAUAGAGUAUAAGAGGGCGCUGAGCCUCCCAAAAAAUUGCCUAAGUUACAGACUCGAUGACUCAUUUGUACAUAUUGUAUAAUUUUAGUUAAAUCGUAUUCUUUACUCUAGUCAUUUCUACAUUAAAUCCUGUAUAUAGUUUGCUUAAAUAUAAAAACCCUAUUU
Drosophila miranda is the source of this 5573-nucleotide messenger RNA. RefSeq names its product LIM and SH3 domain protein Lasp. The record is from RefSeq and is a predicted model, not a curated record. Gene Ontology annotation, molecular function: calcium channel regulator activity; GTPase activity; GTP binding. NCBI's taxonomy places the organism in Eukaryota, Metazoa, Arthropoda, Insecta, Diptera, Drosophilidae. Gene Ontology annotation, cellular component: plasma membrane. Bases 1297 to 5316 code for a protein of 1339 amino acids. The transcript has 17 exons.